Messenger RNA from Arachis ipaensis, 804 nucleotides. Lineage: Eukaryota; Viridiplantae; Streptophyta; Magnoliopsida; Fabales; Fabaceae. The record is from RefSeq and is a predicted model, not a curated record.
AUGACUGAAGUUUGGAACGCCAAAAUAAACCAUUACAGGGGAAAACCCAUUCUUACCAUGUUGGAAGAGAUCCAUUGCUACUUGAUGAGGAGAAUGGCUACGCAUAAGAAGGUUCUAAGCACUUACACUGGAGUAUUGGCACCAGUUCAGCAGAGGAAAAUGGAAGAUAUUAUGAAAGAUACUAAGUUCUGGACAGCUCAGUGGACUGGUGACAACGAUCGUAAUGUAUUCGAAGUCCAGAGACAUUUAAAGAAAGUUGGUGUGCAUCUUGGAAGGCACACUUGUAGUUGCAACUUGUGGCAACUAACAGGAAUUCCAUGUGUUCAUGCGUUGACAGCUAUACAAAAGAGGUGUGAUAGACCAGAACCUUAUGUGCACCCUUGGCUCAAAAUGGAUGCAUUUCGAGCCACGUAUGAACAUGUAAUCAGACCAGUCAACUCAGAGGAGUAUUGGAAAAAGACUGGUCUCUUGGCUCCGGAGCCACCCACCAUUAAGAGGCCUCCUGGGCGCCCAACGAAGAAAAAGAGAAAACCUGAUCCUGUUGAGGAUUCACCAGAUACAACAAAGGGAAGAAGGACAUUCAUGGUCACUUGCCAAAAAUGUGGUCAGACUGGUCACAAUGCAAAGACAUGCAAGGGACCACCAAGGCCUAAACCACCCCCAAAGGUUAAGAAAAAUGGACAGCUAAGAGCAAAGAAAAAUACUUCAUCUGCUCCACCAUCACAAGAUGAAGUCCAAGUCUCCCAAACAGCACCCCAACCACUGCCACAGAUAAAAUAUUUAGUUGGGGAUCAAAAUGUCUAA